UGAAGAAAUUAAGUCUUUUAUAUGUUUUAAAUGCAUGCGCAUGUAUAUAAAUGUUGACGGCAGUUUCGUAUUUAUUUUGAUUACCCCGACAUGGAUUUUUUGUUUGUGGCAUUGAUUUUGACAAUAUCUGUGGGUGUGGUGCAGCCGGCAGCUGUCGACCCGUGUGCUGCAGACGCCGACCAAGUCAAUGUCGGCCCGGUGCGUGUGGAUCCAGGCAACUGCGCUGGCUACGUGAUGUGCGAACAUGUCGGCAAUUUCAAGCGAACUCACUACAAGGGAUGUAAACCUGGACUUAUCUUCGACCCGGUGCCCCUCUGGUGUGAUUAUUGUAACAAGGUAGAUUGUGGCACUCGACCUCUCCCUGACGGCCACUGCGAAGGACUCAUGAGUUCGGUGAACGCGACAACCACGGAGACCCCACUCCCGCCUCCAGAUGAGCUCUUGGGCGAUAGUUGCAAAGACAUUGAGCAACUGGUCAGAUAUGUUAUAACAAACAACACCAAUGCAUUCUACCGCCUGAACAAUGGCCGCUUUGAAUACGUCAGUUGCGGGCCUUGGAUGUUCUCUCUUAGUAUAUGUAACUGCGACGCACCAGGCGCUCAGUCUUUGCUAUACAAGGAAGGACUGAAGAUUUCUGUGGUAUCUGGAGUAUCUGGAGGUAUAUUCCCUAUCGUGUACGACUUUGAAGGCGAUUUCAAAGCCACACGGCCCGGACACAACCGAGUGUGGACGGGAGUUUACGACCAGGCCUACAUCGUACCCGGCGGAAUUGUCCACAAGCGAGCCGCCAUGUUUAAAGAAGGCCGUAUGGAAAUUCCCUAUUUUCAAAAUACAUUUUUCGAGCAACUGACGGUCGCUUUUUACUAUAAGCGUUCCUCCAAGGCGGGCAGUGGAACAAUGGGCCUGGUGAACAACGGUCGCUCAGCCCUGCAGCCUUCCAUCCAGAUUUUCUGCGAGAGGACCUACAUCCGGGCAUCUUUGUUAACUGACGUGACGACAUACGAGAUACAGCACAGGGACAGAAGUAAUCCAUUAGAAGCUGAUGUUUGGCACCAUGUGGCGUUUGUUUAUAACACAACGAGUCUGGAACUGUAUGUGAACGGCACGGGGAGAGUGGAGAUUGAUGUUGAAGGUAACAUGUUAAGACGUCCCCAGGCGUCCAUGGUGGUAGGGCGGGACUAUUAUAUAGACGGGGACUUGGGACAAGGAACUUCCAGCUUCGUAGGAAUGAUGGAUGAUUUACGGUUCUAUGACAGAGCAUUGGACGACGACGAAGUCAUGGCACUGUUCGAAUCGCGCAAUGGGAAUAAUAAAACAUAGGAUGAAAGGUCGCAAUUCAAGAGCUAUUUGUAUUCGUAUCACCUUUUUCUUGAACAACAAAUGCGUUAAUGAUGCACAGUUCUGACUUUUUACCCACGCAGAAUGUUGCUAUGGUAACACUGUCACGCACUCAAAGCAUGAUUGGAAUUGUACUGGAUUUAGUUUUAUUUAAUAGUUUUCUAUAUAUGUCAAUGUGUCUGGACUGUACUAUUCAAAUAUGCAGGCUGCUUUGACUCUUGAAUGUUAUAAUGGAUCAUGGCGUCAUAUUUUUACCCUUUUAAUUAAAAAAGUUAAUGCAUGCA
Molecule: messenger RNA, 1622 nt
Organism: Lingula anatina
Lineage: Eukaryota; Metazoa; Brachiopoda; Lingulata; Lingulida; Lingulidae
Cellular component (GO): extracellular region
Molecular function (GO): chitin binding
Source: RefSeq, a predicted model, not a curated record